Molecule: messenger RNA, 396 nt
Organism: Schistocerca gregaria
Lineage: Eukaryota; Metazoa; Arthropoda; Insecta; Orthoptera; Acrididae
Product: serine protease SP24D-like
Exons: 4
Coding region: 1-396 (131 amino acids)
Biological process (GO): proteolysis
Molecular function (GO): serine-type endopeptidase activity
Source: RefSeq, a predicted model, not a curated record
AUGCUGCAGACAUCGUUGCUUCUGUUGCUCCUAACAGCAUCCGUGCGGUGCGCCCCAGGUGGCGCAGAGCAGCGGAAGGUGUCGGUACUCCAGGGACGCAUAGUGAAUGGCGAAGAAGCAGAACCAGGGGAGUUCCCUCAUAUGGUGCUGCUGCAGUGGAAUGGCGCUAAGCGGUGCGGCGCCUCCAUCUUGAACGAGCAGUGGGCACUCACGUCAGCCAGCUGCGUGUAUAUCACCCCCGGCACCUAUGAGGUGCUGUCUGGUACCAUCAACCUGAGCGAGGGGGGCACGAGGCACGCGGUGACGGAGAUUCACAGCCAUCUGGGCUACAGUCCUGAUGAUUCCUGGAUCAACGACAUCGCUGUUUUCAAGGUAAGCAUAAAACGUCUUUCGUAG